Molecule: messenger RNA, 2041 nt
Organism: Carassius gibelio (silver crucian carp)
Lineage: Eukaryota; Metazoa; Chordata; Actinopteri; Cypriniformes; Cyprinidae
Exons: 3
Coding region: 1-1020 (339 amino acids)
Biological process (GO): regulation of transcription by RNA polymerase II
Cellular component (GO): nucleus; transcription regulator complex
Molecular function (GO): DNA binding
Source: RefSeq, a predicted model, not a curated record
AUGGAGUAUAAGUGUAAUAAUUUGUGCUCGUCGAAGGCUCGUGUGGCUGCUCGUGAGGUUGCUAGCAGCAGUGGACAGUUUUCUCAUGUGUGUUUGGUCCUCCGGAGCCUCUGCUUCACCGUGACUCUUCCUCUUCUUCUUCUUCCUCUUCCUCUUCCUCUUGCUGAUUCCCGCCCACAGCGAAAUCUGAUUGGUCCAGAAUCCCGCCAUGACGUGUCGCGUACUUUUGACGCGAGCGUGUGUGAUUCCGGGAGCGCGUUCCGUUCGACGCGUCUCAGCAGCAAGUCAAUAAACUCAAUGGCGGUGACGGAGAAACUCAUCCAGGCGGUGCACGCGUACCCGGUGCUUUAUGACGCUUCGCUGCACGAUUAUCGCAGCGCGGAGCGGAGGGUGAAGGCGUGGAGGGAGGUCGCCGCGUGCGUCGGGUUCUCCGUGCUGGAGUGCAAGCGCAGAUGGAAGACCAUCAGGGACAGAUACAUCCGAGAGCGCAGGCUGUGCCAGCUGAGGACGGAGGAGGGCGGCCGGCGCCUGCAUUACUGGUCACACAGAGAAACCCUGGCCUUUCUGGACGCUCACAUCAGGAAGAAGAAGCGUCACGGUGAAGCCGAGGCUCCGGAGGAGCUGGACGACUCUCCCGAUGACUCCAGCGGCGCCGAGUCGAAGCCCGGCCCGGAGAAAGAGAAGGAGCUGGUGCUCAAGCCCUUGUCUCCGCUGCCGCUGCCCAUCGUCCCUCAGCUGCCGGCGGUCAAACAGGUGCCGCCGAUGACCCAGCUGCUGCUCGCCGGUCUGCCUCCGGGACUGAAGGUGUCCAGUCCAGCGCCGCUGAGCCUCACCACAAACAACCUCAACGGGAAGCUGGAGGAGAACGAGGCGCUGAAGAGCGAGCGAGCCUUCGACGAGGACGAGCUGUUCCUCUUGAGUUACGUCCCUGCUCUCAAAAGACUGACGCCGCAGAAAAGAGCCGCAGUCAAGAUGCAGAUCCAGCAGAUCAUGUUUGACGCAGAGUUCAAAGAGCACUGAACGCUUCCUUCAACUCACUCCAGUCGCUUUUUACUUACUUUAUACCUUUUAGAAUAAGAGUCGCUUUCUUUCUGUUUGAAUGUUGGAACAAUUCGUUAUUCUUGGUGCAAAAGACCCAGAUAUCAGACUGGAAGAAGAAGUGUGUGGAGAGACAUUAAAAGGUUCUGCUCAUUGUGUGUCCGGACGUUAUUCAGUCAAAUGCUUGAUUUGAAACUGACUGAAGAAAAUGAAGAUGUUCAGCAUUAAAUGUCACUUAAUGGAGAGUUUUCAGAUAAACCGUGAAUAUAAUGUUUGCCAGCGACUAAAUGAAUCUGUGUGGUGUUGUGUUUUGAUUCAUAAAAGCAUGAACUUGAGGAAAAGUGACUCGGUUGAUCAUCAGAACUAAAUCUAAGAUGAAACAUGAGACUGAACGAUUCAGUCUUCAUCCCCAAAACAUCUCUGCAUCUUUCACAACAAACCAUGCUUUCUUUCUGUAAAUAUCUCUGUUUGAACGAGGUUUGUGCUAAAGAAGCAUCUUCAUCUUCUCUGAGAAUCAAUCAAUCAUGAAUCUGAGGCUUGAGAAGCAAACAAUCUCACUCUUUAUUUGUGUCCUGCUUAUCUGUGCGGCUCAAGACAGAUGUUAAAAAGCCGUUAAUUCCUGGAUGAAAAGCACGUAUAGUAUAUGGACGUGUAUGAUUACGAAGGAGUCAAGUGUUUCUGUUCACGUCUGAAAUUCAGAUAUAGCUUUAUUUUAAGCACCAUGACCUACAAAUAUGAAACAUGUUCUGACAGAAAGAGUUGAAUUUGCAUCUAAACUGACCAAGCAAAUAUGUGCUCGUGUUUAAUUAUUAAACUCUGCUUUCUGAAUUUCACCCCAAAACUAAAUAUCAUGAUCCCUAAAACACUUAAGCAAGAAAAAAAGAAAGAUAUUGUUAAGAUAUCCUUUUGAUAUGAAAUGUGAUUUUUCUGCGAUGUUCUAAACUUGGUCUUUAUUGUUGGUUUAUUCAUAAAAAAUAAAUAAAGUAAGCCCUGCUUUAGCACA